This is a messenger RNA of Sphaeramia orbicularis (orbiculate cardinalfish), 2745 nucleotides long. RefSeq names its product heterogeneous nuclear ribonucleoprotein A0-like. Gene Ontology annotation, biological process: mRNA splicing, via spliceosome. NCBI's taxonomy places the organism in Eukaryota, Metazoa, Chordata, Actinopteri, Kurtiformes, Apogonidae. The record is from RefSeq and is a predicted model, not a curated record. The coding region runs from base 77 to 970 and encodes 297 amino acids. Gene Ontology annotation, cellular component: catalytic step 2 spliceosome. Gene Ontology annotation, molecular function: mRNA 3'-UTR binding. The transcript has 2 exons.
AUCCCUACCCGGCCUCCAUCUUGAGACCUCAUCUUUGUUCCAGUCGUUCAAUCUAAACCACCUCUCCCGUUCCAAGAUGAGUGACCAGCUCUGCAAACUGUUCGUCGGCGGCUUGAACGUCGACACUGACGACGAUGGCCUCCGUAAGCACUUCGAGCAGUACGGUAAGCUAACCGACUGCGUGGUGGUGGUGAACAAGCAAGUGCAGCGGUCCCGUUGUUUCGGCUUCGUGACCUACUCUAGCCCGGAGGAGGCCGACGCAGCAAUGGCGGCUAGGCCCCACACCGUCGACGGCAACACGGUCGAGCUGAAGCGGGCCGUGGCCAGAGAGGACGCCAACAAGCCGGAGGCCCUCGCUAAGGUUAAGAAAAUCUUCGUCGGAGGCCUGAAGGAUGACAUCGAGGAGGAACAUCUGACCGAUUAUUUCUCCCAGUACGGGCAGAUCGAGAAGGCCGAGGUAAUCUCGGAGAAGGAGACCGGGAAGAAGAGAGGCUUCGGCUUUGUGUACUUCACCGACCACGACGCUGCCGAUAAGGCGGUUGUGGUGAAAUUCCACACCGUGAAUGGACACAAAGUCGAGGUGAAGAAAGCCCUGACGAAGCAGGAGAUGCAGGCGGCGAACAGGAACUCCAUGGCGCCGAGAGGCCGACCGGGCCGUGGCAUGAGGGGGAAUCAAAAUGGCUACGGUGGCAGAGACUACGGCGGAAACUACAACUACGGAAAUGGCGGAGGCUACAACUGUGGCGGCUAUGGAGGGUACGGAGGACCCUAUGGGGGUGGCUACGGAGACCAGGGAAGUGGGUACGGCGGCGGAAACGGCUACAACGAGUUCGGCAGCGGCUAUGGCCAGCAUUCCUCUGGUUAUGGCCCGAUGAAAGGGCCGUCCUACAGCGGGCCCAGGAGCUCCGCACCCUACGCCAGAGGCGGCGGUGGAGGCUACCCGAGGGGGGGCUACGGCGGUGGCUAUUAAGUGAGAGACAAUGGAAAAUCGACCACCCCACCCCCUACCAUAUGUUACCUCCAGUCAGGAUUUGGACGUCAAAACUCAAAUUCAGUAACGGGGCUUCUGCCGUGAAACCCACCCAUGGCAGAAAUGGACACAGAGCCCUAAACAUAAUGAAGACCUCAAACCAAACAGGUAGGAAGGUCACUUCCCAGAAAAACCUGAUAUAAACGAGCAGCCGUUGUUGCCGUCAACUAGGACACAUUGACGUAAAGAAUAAAACUUACUCUGAUCCCUUUUUACUAUGUACUCACGCUGUUCUGCGUGUAGGUGUCGUCUAUAGUUCUUUUUUUUUUUUUUAUUUGCGGUCACCAGUUGUUUUUGAAAUUUCGAUGUAGGAUUGUUUUGCUGGCAAGUUCUUCAUUAUUUUAAUAUUUGCAUUUUAAGCAAGUAGAUUAGAUUUUGUUUUCUGCAGUAAAUUUUAGUGUGGUUUCAAUGUAUGAGGAUGAGUCAAGCAUGUUUUGUGAAUUUCAUUAUCACACUGUCUGAAUUACUUUAUUUUCAUUUAAUGAAGAAAGCGGGAGCGUCAUACUGCAGGAUCCAGUUUCCUUGUUUCCUUCCCCACAUACUGUGUUCUUUACCAAACUCUCCUCACGCAUAGUAAUAGUUUCAGUCAAAAUAUUGUUCAUUUUCCAUUUACCUGUAGCAAUAUCCAAUGUAUAUUGUAUACUUUAUGUCUGAAGAACAAAACUUACUGUUAAAAUCCUUUGGUAUGCAUAUGUAUGUUCAUUUUAAAUAAAACAUUAUACCACUUAGCUUAGUUAUUUUACUUAUUUAACCAGGCUUCCUUAAGUUGUUCCACAGGUUGUAUAAGUGACUUCAUCUUGUUGUUGUUAAAUUAUAUGGCAUCUUUUCCCACUUACAUUCAGGUGGGUGAAAUGGUGAACCAGUUGUAGUCUACCCACAGCCAAUGCAUGUAGGCUUUGUAGGGUUUUACGUUGUCUUUUUAAAAUAAUGUGGUUUAAACAUUGCUAACUUUAUUUUUCUUUCUACAUAUUUAAUACAUAUCUUUAUGUGAACUUGAGGGCUCUGAUAUUUACCUUUGAUUAUUCCUACAUUUAGGUGUUCUUACUCGUAUUCCAGUAGGCUAUCCCAGCCAAAAUAGCCGUAGCAGUUUGUUUGUAGGCUACAUCAGGACCCUGUUGAUUACCUGGGGUCGAUUGUGAUAGGAGUCUGAAAUAUCUCUUUAGGAUAUCCACAUCCAGCAACCUAGGUAUGUAAAUCAACCUGUCUUCACUCUGUGUUGGUCAACCAUGUAUGGAUUAUCUUUGAGAUGGUGCACAAGUGUGCCAUUUUAUUUUAUCACAUAAACAAUUUAAUCAGCUUUAAUUGCGUCUCAUAUAUAGCUAAUCUUAAAAUAGAAACAAAGGGGGGUGGGGGUUUAUUUUAUUUUCUCUUUAAUGACCUGGGGUGGGCAGAAGGGGACCUAAACAAAUUCCACCAUUAAACUACAUAAUGGAACAAGUAAAUUGGUGUCUCCUCCUGAAAAUUUUAAUCUGUUCAGUUUCUCACUACGUUUCUUUCCAUCUCCUCCAGGUUGCUACGGUAACCUGGACACGAGGACAUCACCCCGUCAAUGAUGGGGUGUGUGUCUCCAUGCUGACGGGGGAACCGGAGAGUGGUUGUGCCUUCUCCCCCUCAGGAUAACGCUGAUGUUUUCUGAUCAUGGAAAAGGAAACCCCAGCUUUGUUGGCCAAGCCUUUUUUUUAUGUACCUGCAAUAAAUUUAUAUAUUUUCAUAUA